AUGGAAGAAUAUAUUCCACUUGAUGAGAAUUCAGGACCAUUGAAUGAUGAAUCAUUACCGCCGAUUAGAGAACAAUUGGAUUUAAAUAAUGACCUAGAAAAGGAUCGACAACAACAACAACAGCCACCGCUUUCCGAAAACCGACAAGCAUCAAACAAAAGUAUUGAUUCAUUAGCAGACGCUGAAACGGAUCUUGGUGCUAUUGAAUCAUUGCAAUCAGUGUUAAACAGCGUUGUCAAGGUCUUUUGCACUUCAACACCAUGCAAUUUUAGCUUACCUUGGCAAGUGAAAAGUCAAGUUGUUGCAACUGCAUCAGGGUUUAUAAUAAAAAAUCGAUGGAUUCUGUCAAAUGCUCAUGCCGUUGCUAAUCAAUCGAGCAUUCGUAUUCGAAAACAUGGCGAUGCUAAAAAAUAUUCUGCACGCAUAGUGCACAUUGCACAUGAAUGCGAUCUAGUUAUUAUGACUGUUGAUGAUGAUAAAUUUUGGAAUAAUUUGGAGCCAUUGACAUUCAGCAAUGAUAUGCCUAGUUUACAGGAAGCAUUAACAAUUGUUGGCUAUCCAAUAGGUGGUGAUAAUAUAUCAGUGACAAAAGGUGUUAUUUCAAGAGUUGUUAUGGCAACUUACUCGCAUUCACGUGAGGAUUUGUUAACAAUACAAAUCGAUGCCGCAAUAAAUGGUGGUAACAGUGGUGGACCAGCUGUUCAAGGUAAACUUGUCAUUGGCAUGUCAUUUCAAGGUUACAAUCAAGCCCAAUUGAUUGGUUACAUUAUACCUGUAUCAGUGAUCAAGCAUCUACUAGAUGAUAUCGAAUUGCACAAUAAAUAUACAGGGUUUCCUAGAAUGGCCUUCCGAUAUCAAUCAAUGGAAAAUUCGUCAUAUCGCGAAUACUUAAAAUUGAAUAAUGACCAACAUGGUAUCUUAGUAACGUCGGUUGAACCGGCAUGUGUUCUUAGCAAGUUAUUGCAGGAGGAUGAUGUUAUCAUGGAGAUUGAUGGUGUGCCGAUUGCUGAUGAUGGCACAGUUCAUUUUCGUCGUGGUGAAAGGCUUAGCUUCAGAUAUUUAGAAAAACUUAAAUUUGUUGAUGAUACAGUUACAUUUACAAUUGUAAGGCAAGGAAAACAAUUAACAUUAACAAGUCGAUUGGAUAAUAAUCAAGAACUUGUUCCGUCACAUUCACACGAUAAAUGUCCAGAAUAUUUAAUUUAUGCUGGAAUUGUAUUUACAGUAUUAACACGAUUUUAUUUGUAUGAAUGGGGUAAACGUGACUGGUAUGAAAAAGCUCCAAAACAUUUAGUUGACUUAGCAUAUGAAGCUAAGCUACAAGAACCUGGCCAACAAAUUGUUAUUGUUAAUCGAAUACUUGUUGACGAUGUUAAUCAUGGAGUGGAUUCAGAAUUAAAGAAUUCUGUAUUAAAAACUGUCAAUGGCAUUAAAAUUAAUAAUAUUAAACAUCUAGCAGAGUUAAUUGACAAAAUAUCAAAGAAUGACGAAAAUGGUUUUAUUCGAUUUGAAAUGGACAACAAAAAUGUUAUAGUAAUGUCAUGUAAACAAGUCGAGAAAUCGGAAGCAAGAAUAUUAAAACAAAACUCAAUAGUUCAACCAAGAAGCGAAAAUUUAUGUUAA
Messenger RNA from Rotaria socialis, 1623 nucleotides. The record is from the annotation of a GenBank genome assembly. NCBI's taxonomy places the organism in Eukaryota, Metazoa, Rotifera, Eurotatoria, Philodinida, Philodinidae.